AUGACUGUUAUGGAGAUAACAAAAGCUUGGAACAGCUUCCUCCACAAUGAGCAGAGGCAGCCUUCCUUGCAAGCAGUCCUCCAUAAAGUUGCCAGUGAAAUAUUUGAACAAAAUAAAUAUGAACAACCAGCAAUACCUGCAGAAUUUAAUCUUCUAAGUCUAUCAGAUGACCCAGAGCUUCAGAUUGUGAUUUUUCUCUAUAUUAUCAUGUACAUAUUAAGUAUCACUGGAAACUUAACCAUCAUCAUUCUCACCAUGGUAGAGUCCCAUCUACAGACUCCUAUGUAUUUCUUCCUCAGGAACUUUUCUGUAUUAGAAAUAACCUUUAUGAUUGUCUGUAUCACUAGAUUUCUGGGCACAGUUGUCACCAGAGACAAAGCUAUCUCUUGCAAUAGUUGUACAGCUCAGUUGUUUUUCUUCAUCUUCCUGGGUAUAACUGAAUUUUACCUGCUCACUGCCAUGUCUUGCGAUCAUUACAUAGCCAUCUGCAAACCCCUGCAUUAUACAACCAUCAUGAACAAGAGAGUCUGCAUACUGCUGGUCUUUUGUGCCUGGUUGGCAGGCUUCUUAAAUAUCUUCCCACCAGUGGUUCUUUUUCUCCAGUUAGAUUACUGUGGCGCCAAUGUCAUCGAUCACUUUGCUCGUGACUAUUUCCCCCUAUUGCAAUUAUCCUGCUCAGACACAUGGCUCCUAGAAGUGAUUGGUUUUUACUCUGCAAUUGUGAUUUUGCUUUUCACCUUGGCAUUGAUAAUUCUACCCUACAUGUUCAUCAUCAGGACAAUUGUGAAACUUCCUUCUGCUAGUCAGAGAAAAAAGGCAUUUUCUACAUGCUCCUCUCACAUGAUUGUCAUUUCCAUUUCUUAUGGAAGCUGCAUAUUCAUGUAUGCUAAUCCCUCUGCAAAAGAAAAAGCAUCAUUAACCAAAGGAGUAGCUAUUCUCAAUACUUCCGUUGCUCCUAUGAUGAAUCCAUUCGUAUACACCCUGAGGAACCAGCAAGUGAAGCAAGUUCUUAAGGAUACCAUCCAGAAAGUU
This is a messenger RNA of Carlito syrichta (Philippine tarsier), 1032 nucleotides long. Its product is annotated as olfactory receptor 6C3-like. The record is from RefSeq and is a predicted model, not a curated record. Gene Ontology annotation, biological process: G protein-coupled receptor signaling pathway. Lineage: Eukaryota; Metazoa; Chordata; Mammalia; Primates; Tarsiidae. Gene Ontology annotation, cellular component: membrane. Gene Ontology annotation, molecular function: G protein-coupled receptor activity; olfactory receptor activity.